Molecule: messenger RNA, 1355 nt
Organism: Motacilla alba alba
Lineage: Eukaryota; Metazoa; Chordata; Aves; Passeriformes; Motacillidae
Gene: TVP23A
Product: trans-golgi network vesicle protein 23 homolog A
Exons: 6
Coding region: 290-994 (234 amino acids)
Biological process (GO): vesicle-mediated transport; protein secretion
Cellular component (GO): Golgi membrane
Source: RefSeq, a predicted model, not a curated record
GCUGACCGCGCUGAGGCCCGGGGCUGCCGGCCGGGGCUCCCGGGCCCCCUCACGCUGCUAGAGCCGCCCGGCCGCUCUGGCCCCGGCCCGCGGCGGGAGCCGGCCACAGGCACCCCCGCUGCGGGGCCGCACGGAGCAGCGGGGGUCCCGGGGGUCUCCCGGGCGGUGCUCCGUGAGGCGCAGUCGCCGCGGCUGUGGCGAGGGGCAGCCCCGCCGCAGCCGCGCAGCGCCGGCCGGAGCCCGGCCCCUUUUCCCGGGGCCGGCAGCGGGCCUGGGGCUGCGGGCCGGGAUGAAGCAGGUAGGGGCGGCGGGCGGGGCGCGGCUCCCCCGGGCCCUGCGAGCUGACGGGCUCCCGCCGCAGGCGCUGGCGGACGACACCGAGGAUGUGUCCCUGGAUUUCGGGAGCGAGGAGGAGCUGGCGCUGCGGAAAGCGCGGAUCAGGCACCCACUGGCCACCUUUUUCCACCUGUUUUUCCGAGUGAGUGCUAUUGUUACCUACUUGUUCUGUGACUGGUUCAGCAACAGCUUUGUUGCCUGUUUUGUCACUAUUCUCCUCCUUCUAUCCUUUGACUUUUGGUCUGUCAAGAAUGUGACAGGAAGACUCUUGGUUGGUUUGCGUUGGUGGAACCAGAUUGAUGAAGAUGGAAAAAGUCACUGGGUGUUUGAAGCAAAAAGGGUGCCUACAAUAGCUGCCUCAACUGAAGCUGAAGCCCGAAUCUUCUGGCUUGGUCUCAUCAUCUGCCCAGUGAUUUGGACAAUGUUUUUCUUUAGCACCUUGUUCUCCUUGAAGCUGAAAUGGCUGGCUCUCGUGAUUGCUGGGAUCUCCCUCCAGACUGCUAAUUUAUAUGGCUACAUCCACUGCAAGUUAGGGGGACAAAAAACCAUCAGCAGAGUAACCUCAAAGUUGUUCGGCACCACAGAUGUUCCCAAGAGACAGAGCAGGAGAAUUUCAGAAGAUGGCACUGAAGAACACGGGAAGACACGCACUAGGUAACCAAACAAGGAAGAGCUAAAGGAUGAGCAGUAAAAAAAGUAAUUCAUAAAAGUUGUUCUUCAUGGGAAGAUAUUUAGAUAAAGCUCUUCUAGAAUUAUGCCUGCAUGGAAUAAAAUCAUUUUUGUUUGAGUCUUUAGAUCCCAGAAGGUUUAAAGCCUUUGUUACUUAAAAGCUUCACCAAAAAGUUGUUCGUACGAACACAGACAGUGCUCAUAGUUUACAAGGAGCAUGCUGCUUUCAGAAAAGUUGUCAACUAACCUCAAACUGUUGGAUUAUCUUAACCAGAAAUUACAUGUAAUGAAAAUACAAUGCUGAUUUGUUUAACUAUGAAACUACAAUAAACAAAAUCAAACUGCCUUUC